Molecule: messenger RNA, 528 nt
Organism: Euleptes europaea (tarantolino)
Lineage: Eukaryota; Metazoa; Chordata; Lepidosauria; Squamata; Sphaerodactylidae
Gene: BCL2A1
Product: BCL2 related protein A1
Exons: 2
Coding region: 1-528 (175 amino acids)
Biological process (GO): positive regulation of apoptotic process; intrinsic apoptotic signaling pathway in response to DNA damage; release of cytochrome c from mitochondria
Cellular component (GO): mitochondrial outer membrane
Molecular function (GO): protein heterodimerization activity; protein homodimerization activity; channel activity
Source: RefSeq, a predicted model, not a curated record
AUGGAGGACUCUGAUUUCCUGUACGUUUACAACUUGGUUCAAGACUAUCUGAGAUAUGUCUGUCUGGAAUCCGAGUCCGGAGCACCCCCCUGCCGGGCCGCUCAAGUCUUACGAAGAGUCGCAUCUUCCCUUCAAGGGGAAGUGGAAGAGAACUUGAGACCCUAUCUGGACAAGCUUGAGAUCUGUUCCCCAGAAAGAGCCAACCAAAUUUUCAUUCAAGCGAUGGCCAACGAAUUUGCAGAUGGAAACACCAACUGGGGACGGAUUGUGACGAUAUUUCUGUUUGGAGGGAUUCUGGCCAGGAAGCUCCAAGAACAAGGAGUUCUUAUGACGGCCGACAACCUCAAGCAGAUUUCUCACUUUAUCACAGACUAUAUCGUCAACACCCAAGCAAAGUGGAUUGUCAAAAAUGGAGGAUGGGACAACGGCUUCGUACCAAAAUUUGAAGACAAAAGUCCCUGGCUGUCUUUACACUGGAUGAAGACCAAAAUCCUGGCUGCCUUCUCCUUCUUCAGUCAAUAUUACUGA